UAUGGUACAUUUUUAAGACGUCUGUCAGUUACACACGGCCAUCGUUUUGUCCAUUAACUUUGUGUUUUUCGUCUACAGGAAUCAACUCAAUGGAUCCAGACUGGUUCUUUGACCGUUUGCAGAAGCUGAAGUCUGAAGGUCACCUGGUGGACGUGUCCCUGUGUGCAGAAGGGAGGGAGGUCCCCUGUCACCGUCUGGUGCUGUCUGCCUGCUCCGACUAUUUCUGCGCCAUGUUCAGUGGAGCCCACAGCGAGAGUAAGAUGGACAAGAUAGAGAUAGGAGGGGUGGAUCCCGAGUCGCUACAACUCCUGGUCGACUUUGCUUACACAUCCAAGUUCAACAUCACCCCUGACAACGUUUACCACCAGUUUGAAGCAGCCAACAUGCUCCAGAUCAAGCCUGUCGAAGAUGCUUGCGAAAAGUUCCUCUCGGACAACUUGAGUUCCGAAACAUGCUUGGGAACUUGGGCGGUGGCAGAGAAGGUGUCGUGUAUACGUCUGUCAGCAAAGGCAAAAAACUGCGCUUUGAAAGAUUUUGAAGACACCACUGCGACUGAGGAGUUCCUUCAGCUACCUGUAGACUUCCUGAAGAGGUACAUCUCAGACGAGGGCCUCCAUGUGAAGAAGGAAAAGCAAGUGUUGGAGGUGAUCAUACGCUGGGCUAGACAUAGCCUAGAGGAGCGACAACCACAACUAAAGGAACUGCUGAAGUGUGUUAGCUUUUCUUGCGUGGACCAAGAGUAUCUCAAGAGCAUCAUGGAGACUGGCCAGAUCUUAGCAGGAGUUCCUGGCAUCGAGGAACUGAUUAAGGAUCAACCUACUACUAGUACGCACCCAACGCCUCGAAGAAUCCUACAAGAAGAAAUUUUGCUUCUAGGCGGUGUGACAGGAUGUGGAGAAAGACGGCGAGUGAGUUCUCAUAUGUACAGACUAGACCUCCACUUUGACUGCGAGCCUUCCAACACGACUUUAUUGCCACAGUCCCUUCACUGCACUGAGGGAAGUGCGGUGUGUGUUGUUGGCAAUGAUGUGAUCCUGACAGGGGGAGAUGAGUCGCUGACAGAAGCAUGGCGGUACCAGUCAUCUCUGGAUUCUUGGACAAAGCUGGGGUCCCUUAAUACAGGGAGAUGUUAUCAUGGCAUGGCAGCUCUCAACGGUGAGGUGUAUGCUGUGGGUGGCGAUUCAGACAGAAAGGACAGCACUUCUGUCGAGGUGUACAGCAUGGCGGCCAACAGUUGGAAAGAGACAGCACCACUGAAGCUUGCUGUCAGCCACUUUGGCAUAGCUACCUGUGGUGACAAAAUCUACGUGUUUGGUGGCAUGUACGGCAUGUCCGAAGAAACAACAGAUGCACUUCAGUGCUACGACCCCAACCAGAAUGAGUGGACGUUUGCAGCAGUAAUGCCAAAGGCUGUGUCAGGGAUCAGAGCAUGCACUGUGAACUCUAAGAUCUACUUGGUAGGCGGACAGUUAGAGAGUGUUGUGUGCUACAGUCCUCACGAAGAUCGGUAUGAGAAGAUGGCUGAUAGAGAAGCGCCGUGGGACCACUGCAGUGCCUCUGUGUGUGGUUCUGAGAUCUACAUUACCGGUGGCUGUUGCAAUGUGAAUGACUUCUUUUUCAGUACACCCCAUGGCUUAGUCCAGUGUUAUGACGUGUGCAGUGAUACCAUGACCAUUGGUGUUUUGGAAGAUUUGCCUGUCCCAUUACAUGGACACCACACUGUAACAAUAUCAAAGCAUUGAUGGAGUCAGGAGUUGCAUUUUGUGCGCAUUUUCGUCAUCGUUU
Branchiostoma belcheri (Belcher's lancelet) is the source of this 1785-nucleotide messenger RNA. Its product is annotated as kelch-like protein 24. The transcript is spliced from 2 exons. Bases 90 to 1742 code for a protein of 550 amino acids. Gene Ontology annotation, molecular function: protein binding. The record is from RefSeq and is a predicted model, not a curated record. Lineage: Eukaryota; Metazoa; Chordata; Leptocardii; Amphioxiformes; Branchiostomatidae.